AUGAAUAAAACGAUCGUAAUUUUUUUCCUUUCCUUUUCCUUUUUAAUUUCCUUCCACUCCGUGCUGUCUGAAAAGCUGGGCAUCCAGAAGAAGAAAAAAAAUCUGGAGCAGGAUGCCAUGCACGCGUUGAUGAAGAAGUUGGAGAGUUUGUACAAGCUCAGCGCGACGGAUAAUAGCGAAAUUUUUAACAAAGAAAUGGAGGCUUUGAAGAAACAGAUUGACCAACUGCAGCAACAUGGGGGGGCAAACGAAGAGGAGAGUUUAGGCCACCUUCUGGAAAGCGAGGCUGCAGACGAUUCGAGCAAGAAAACCAUUUUUGGAGUGGACGAAGACGACCUGGAUAACUACGAUGGGGACUUCACCGGGCAGAGCAAAGGAAAAAUUAAGGGGCAAGCGGAUACAGCCCCAUCAGUUAAAGGUGAUGUUAGUCCACCGCCAAAUUUGCCUGCUGCAGCUGCUUCAUCACCCAAAGAAACCGUACCAGCGGGUACUAGUAACGGUUUAGUGGAAGCAGAUUAUGUAGUCCUCAAUACACCGGAUGGUAAUCCACGUCCUGUUGGACCCGGUGGAGGUAGCAGACCUUCAGCAUCAGGACCCGACGCAGCAUCAAACUUACAAAACCAAGCAACAGCCGAAGCUGGAGGAAGUACCAAUACACAAGGAUCACAGACAGGUGGCGUAUCCACCACGCCAGGAGCGAAUCAACAAGCUGGAUCAACACCUCCGGGAGCCGCCACCGCCCAAACCGAGAGUGAGCGAGAGCCCAACGUGAAGUACCUGGACAAGUUGUACGACGACGUCCUGGCGACCCAAGACAGCGCCAACGGAAUAGACGUCCCCCCCUUCCACAGCAAGUACAACGAUUUUAGGAAGAAGUACGAAUUUAAGAUGAACGACAGUGAAUACAAAAUUAUGAAAAAUCUUUUUGACGUUUCCUUCAAAAAGGAAGGGCAACAAUCCAGCGCCGCUUGUCUAGUGAAUGUGUUUAAAAAAGUGCUGGACGAUGAGCACUUGCAGAAAGAAUUUGACAACUUCGUUCACGGGUUUUACGGCUUCGCCAAACGACACAACUACUUGAGGGGGGAGAGAAUGGCCAAUGAAAAUCUCUACAAAGAUAUUUUUAAAAAUGUUGUGAAUUUGCUGAACACGAUUGAGGUGGUGUAG
This is a messenger RNA of Plasmodium vivax (malaria parasite P. vivax), 1164 nucleotides long. Its product is annotated as merozoite surface protein 7 (MSP7), putative. The transcript has a single exon. Bases 1 to 1164 code for a protein of 387 amino acids. Lineage: Eukaryota; Apicomplexa; Aconoidasida; Haemosporida; Plasmodiidae. The record is from RefSeq and is a predicted model, not a curated record.